Molecule: messenger RNA, 3638 nt
Organism: Saccostrea echinata
Lineage: Eukaryota; Metazoa; Mollusca; Bivalvia; Ostreida; Ostreidae
Product: armadillo repeat-containing protein 2-like
Exons: 21
Coding region: 113-2719 (868 amino acids)
Biological process (GO): cilium organization
Molecular function (GO): protein binding
Source: RefSeq, a predicted model, not a curated record
AACAAUGAAAACUAGCGUUAAUUUUCAUCAAUUUAUUUUAUUCUGUGUGCAGAUUUGUGGAAAUUAAGCAGGAAUGUAAAAGUAAACUGAAAAAGAUAAGUCACAGGUGAGAAUGGAUACUAAUACCCAGAAGAAAAAGUUGCCCGAUCGGCCGUUUUAUCUUCCUCAAGGAGAAACAACUAGUUCUAGAAUUAUCACUGAAGCAAAAGAAUCUCUCGGCAAUAGAACAGGCUUACAGGCAGUAGUAACAAAGAGACCAUGCACACCCAGGGAUGCCACAAGAUCUUUGUUUGGUGCAUCAAGCUCCAGAACCCCAGAAAACAGACCACCAAGUUCUUUCAGCUUAGGAUCUCGUCACUUUGAUGGAUCUGAUACCUCUAGACCAGCUUCCAGAGGACGCCUUCAACCCAUCAAUCAUACACCUAUUUUCUCUACCCUCUCAGAAGAAAAACCCAAAAUUCCUACAGAAGAGGAAAUAGACUCAGGAUUACUUCCUCCAAAGCCACCAUCUGACCCCAACAAAGUUCAGAGGGGGAAGGCUACCAGAACACGUCUACAACAGUCCACCAGUGUAGAAAGCUCUCUAAGUUCAGAGGUCAAAUCUGGACUAGAAACCAGUCCCUCUGAUGGAAAUCAGGUGAUAAAGAAUGCAGAUGAGUCAGUUAGAAGAGUUCAUAGUGGUCCAAAAGAGAGGACCCCGAUUCCUGUGGAGGAAAGGGGAGAAGGAGAUGGGAGAGAAAUGCCCCACAGAGCGCCUAGCUCAGCCUCUGUUCGAAGCCCCCCUCGCAGUGCUGAGAGUAGGACAGGAAGUGGUGGUACAAAGAGGACAUCUAGUGCUGGGAGUACAGGCAGGGGAGGUUCGGCAGGUAGGAGAGAAGAAGAGACAGCAGAGGAAGCCUUAUUUUUCAGUCAGAAUAUAACCCCACUGUUAGAUCGAAUGACUGAUGCAAGCAGCAAGAAAGAUGCUAAGAGACUAGGGCAGGUGACAGAAGAAUUGUACUCCUUACUGCAGAAGGAAAACUUACUUGGCAGGAGUUGUAAACAACGUACCACUAUCCUAAAAUCUAUAUUUAAACUUCUUGAUGUAGAGGACUCACGUAUACAGCUCAAACUGGCAAGACUGAUUCUUGCUUUGAAGGUUACAGGAACUAAUCUCCUAAGUGCUUGUAAAUUGGUCUUCAAAAUUAGCAGAAAUGAAAAAAAUGAUCCAGAGUUUCUUAAAGGAGAUAUUCUCGAUGUACUUAUGGACACACUGAAAAGCACAGAUCCUUUCAAUGCUAGUGAAGCCCUGGUAUUCUGUAUAGGGUCCUUAAAACUGUUAACUGGUAAUUCUACAAUAGUCAAACAGUUAGUGAAGAAGGACUGUAUAGAAAGCCUGGCUAUUCUCCUCAACAGUAUUAAUAAAACUAUAAGGGAAGGCAGUGAGCCAACAACACAGAUAGGAAACAUUCUUAUCCAGGCUACAGCGGCUUUGAGAAAUCUGGCUGAUGCUGGCUCCAGUAGAGAGAGGUUAUUAGGAUGUCAGGCCAUUGAAUCCCUCUGUCUCAUCAUAGACAGUUUUACAUCAGAUGGGGACCUCAUGCUUAAUAUCUCCAGAAUAUUUAGUAAGGUGACAUUGCACACAGACUGUUGCACUGCCCUGGCUGAUUAUCCGACUUCAUACAAAUCAUUUGUCAGUGUCCUCCAGAAACACCAGCACAAGUCUGAUGUGGUGGUGCGAGUGAGUUUUGUGUUAGGGAAUAUGACAGCUAAGAAUGAAGUGGCCAGACUCCGCCUUUUCCAGGAGGCGGGGUCUUUUGACAUCCUUCUUGCCUUGUUUAGGUUUUACUUGGAACAGGAUGUUAAGAAUCAAGGUAAAGAGGUGAAGAAAGAAGUAACAGAAGAUGGCAGCACUGUUAACAAGACAGAGGAUGUACUUAUAAAGGUCAUCAGGGUCAUAGCUAACCUGUCAAUCAAUGAGAAUGUGGGACCAGUCAUAUGUUCUAACUACCAAUGUGUUGAUUACCUCCUCAAAGUAUUAGAAACAAAAGAUGUAUCCAGUAGUGAAGAACUUGUACUUAAUACAGUAGCAACUAUCAACAACCUCUCCUUCUACAACACCAAAACCAGUGCCAUCACUACACACCAAGUCAGGGUAUUAGAAGCCCUUCUAAAGCUGGUACUGGCUAAUAACAUGGAGGCAAUGGUUGAGGCUUGUCGAGUGUUUGCCAAUCUCACUAGACAGAGAGUGGUCCGAGACUUCCUCACUGAACAGAAGAUUGACAGAAUGCUUGUUACAAUGCUGGACUCAGGAAACCGUGAAGUUGUGUACAUUUCCUGUGGAGUUCUCAUCAACUUUAUGGUUGAUGAGGAGAAGAGGCCCAUGUUAAAGCAAGAACAUGGCAUCAGGAAAUUAGUUGAGGUACUUCGAGACUUCAGUAAGACAGAUUGGGAAUUAGCCAGUCUAGUUUGUCAAAUUCUGUGGAAUUACAGUGGUAAAAUCACAAGUUCUAAUGACUGCUUCGGUCAGCAGGAGUCUCAAGAUCUCAUGGAACUUCUCAUGGAGUUACUCGACAGAGACUCUGCUUUAGAUUUAUCGUUUAAAGAGGAUGAGGAAAUGACAGACUAUUUUGAGGAAACCUGGACAGAGCAGUUUUGUCCUGUGGCAGAACAGUUGCUACAGAGGAUAGAGACACACCAGUCUGACCUUGAACCAUUAGAAAACCCCAGCGGGUCAUAGUCAGGACUCAGACCUAGGAUCUUAUAUUAAUUUAAAUAAACGAAAUCACCUCUAUAAAGAAUAUGCAUUAAGAUACAUUUAAUAUGAGAGACGUCUACCUGAAUUUUGUGUGUUGGUAAAAAGUAUACCUGCUAUUAAUAGUCAUUUACGUCAAAUUUGUUAUGAUGGACUAUUCCUGUAAUUGUCCAAUACUCAUUAAGAGAAUAAGUAUGGAUAUUUAUGUAUAGACACAGGAUAUGUCCAUACAAUUGAAUUGUACUUGAGGGUGAUCUUGCUUGUUUUCUGAUGUCAUAAUUUUUUAUCUGAAAUCCAGUUCUCUAGUCUGUGAGCUAAAUAUUGGUGAGUGAGAAUUGCUUGCUUGUUAGAACAUAUCAGUGUACUGAUCAUUCCGUCCAUGAGUUGUCCAAAUACUGACAUAAUAAAUCUACUGUGUUCAAAUGCCAGAAAAUCCGUCCAUUUGUUUUUCUGUAGACAAGCUAUAGCUAUGUGUAUGCUAUAGCUAUGUGUAUGUGUGUAAUGGAUUAUGAAUUCUGUAGUUUGAUCUCUUCUUAUGCAUUUUAUUCUGUUGAAAAUUUUAAGGCAUUUUUUUAUGCUGAUUAUAUGGCAGAAGUAUAUUGUAGUUGAAACAGUAGACCAAGUCAAUUUAAUUUUACCAUGUUAAGACUCUAAACUGGAACAUGACUAAAUUUUUAUAUUCAUUAGAAACUCUUAGUAAGCUUUCUGAUCAACAUUGAUUAUAUAUCUGUCAGUCAAUCUAGUAUAGUAUACAUUCUUCUGAAAGGCUGUACAUGUAUACUAAAACAGAAUUAUUUACCAGGUAAAAUAGUCAUCCCUAUACUAGUAGUUCCAAGUUUUGUUACUUUCUGAAUUGGUCAGAAUUCUGCAACUCUAUUUCAUAUUGGCUGCUGAUUUUUUUUUU